AUGGCAAUAUAUGGAGAUUCCCUCUUGCGUCCCCAGCCCCUGGAUGCGCAAAGUGGCGGAUCUCCCGCAAGAAAAUCGGAGCUGUUGCUGGACGGCCAAUCCCUUUCUCCGCAGAAAUCAGGAACCUCAGUCUCGUCUUCGAGUGUAGGUUUCGAGGAGAGCGUCUCCGGAGUUCGAUGCCUGCAGGAUCAAAAUUCGAAUCAGCCAAACAACACGGCGCCAUCGAAAGAGAUUAGCAUUGCAGCCCAACUUGCGGAUGAUGACAAUGACUUCCCUUCCCAUUCUCCUACCGCUCCGCUCCAACCUGUAGACGCACGCAUUGCCCAACACAAUUUUUCUCCACACGAGAAUCAGCGAGAUUCUUUUACAUACUACAACUAUUCGAUGACAGAGCCUCGCAAAUCGAGAUGGAAGACUUUUGCCCGAUUAACCGCAUACCCGCGUUCGACACACCUCCAAGAGAAGCUCGUUGACCAGGACUGGCUCAAUGAGCACCUGGGGGAUUAUUCAGAACCCUGGCAGGGCCUUAAUCUAAACGAAAAGGAUCCGGAAAGCGGACAGGCUUUGGGUUCCAAACAACGCAAGAGGAGAUGGGUCAAACGCGCCCAGUCCAAGAUUCUGAGAAGCCCAAUCGUCCCUCUUCUUAUCCGCCUUGCCGUCUUCGUGUUUUCGGUGGUCGCCCUGGCCUUGGGCGGUUCUAUCCGUCGCCAUGCCACGGAAUCUCACCAACCUCAAGGCACAUCUCCCGAUAUGGCUAUUAUAGUCGAUGCAGUCGCGCUGGUGUAUCUGGUUUACAUCACAUACGAUGAAUACACGGGUAAACCCUUGGGCUUGCGACCAGCAAAGGCCAAAUUAAAGCUUAUAUUCCUCGACUUGUUUUUCAUCGUCUUUGCGUCGGCCAAUUUAAGUCUGGCGUUUGAGAAUUUGUCUAAUGUUCAGAGUGCUUGUACAACGAGGGAAGCAGACAAAAUUCUUGUCCCUCGAAACGACAUUCUUUGCGAGAGACAGAAGGCGUUAGCUUCUGUGUUGCUGAUCGUUUUAAUAGCGUGGCUAAUGACGUUCGCGAUCAGUGCUCUAAGAGUUGUGGAGCGAGCAGCCGCCAAGUAA
This is a messenger RNA of Paracoccidioides brasiliensis Pb18, 1107 nucleotides long. RefSeq lists its product as uncharacterized. Gene Ontology annotation, biological process: positive regulation of catalytic activity. The record is from RefSeq and is a predicted model, not a curated record. Bases 1 to 1107 code for a protein of 368 amino acids. The transcript has 3 exons. Gene Ontology annotation, cellular component: cell periphery; fungal-type vacuole.